AUAUGAAAAAGAAAGAAUUAUAUAAUCGAGAAAAAUAGAGAAUAUGGAAAAGUAGAGGCGUACGACAAAGAAGACCUUAACACACACAAUUCAAGCAAUAUAUAAAAAAAAAAUCCAAUCUUUGUUCCUCAAAAAUCCUCUGCUUCGCGUUUUUCUUCGGCAUUGACUUUACCAAUCACAACUUUCUCCGGGAUCGCCGAUUUAUCUUCGUUUCAACCAUGACUCGUGGAAGUCAGAGAGAGCGUGACCGUGAAAGAGCUGCCGCUCGUGCUGGUGGAAAGGGUAAGAAUGGUGACGAUGGUUUGACGCCGGAGCAACGCCGUGAAAGAGAUGGGAAAGCAUUGCAAGAGAAAGCGGCUAAGAAAGCUGCUCAAGCUGCAGGUGCGAGUUCUGGUGGUGCAGCUGGAGGAAAAGGAGCUGCUGCUAAGAAGUGAUGAUGAUCAUUUGGUUUGUCUUUUGAGCAUAUUGUAGACUUUAUGUUUGAAAUUGGGUUGUUUAGACCUGAAGCUUUGACUCUUGUCUGAAAUCCCAUUAUAAUGUCUUUGUGUUGAAUUUGCAAUUUGAUGCUUAUGGUGAAAUCUUAUUUGGUCUUUCUUUGAUCUGUUAUGAGGUUAAAGUUACAAUUAUACUGUCUCUUAUGGUUCUUAUUACUCUGAGUUUAUGUUUCACUCUCAGAUAUGUUUGGAAUCUAUUCAUAUAGAAUUAUAGAUCUGAGUUGUCAUAGCUAUUUGAUGCAUAUGGUGAAGGCUUGUUUAGUCUCUCUUUUGGGGCAUUGUAGUUCUUGUUAGGCUGACUUUAUCUAUCACUCUUUCU
Molecule: messenger RNA, 813 nt
Organism: Arabidopsis thaliana (thale cress)
Lineage: Eukaryota; Viridiplantae; Streptophyta; Magnoliopsida; Brassicales; Brassicaceae
Exons: 3
Coding region: 219-434 (71 amino acids)
Source: RefSeq, marked reviewed